Cricetulus griseus (Chinese hamster) is the source of this 2769-nucleotide messenger RNA. Lineage: Eukaryota; Metazoa; Chordata; Mammalia; Rodentia; Cricetidae. The record is from RefSeq and is a predicted model, not a curated record.
AUGGAAUUUUUGUCCAUAUCCUUUUUCCCAACACACUUAGAAUAUCAUCCUCUGAUGGAACUUGUUUACACCAUCCUCAGUUGUUUUCAUAUAAAAGCUUUUUACUUCACACUUGUGGCCAAAUUAGCCAAAGAGGACUUCAUCCCUGAGCUCUUAAAGAAUGUUGUUGUAACUGAAAUCAUGGUGCCUCCAGAUAGAGAAGCAAAUCUACAAAGGAUCCUGUUUAAUCCCUGUCAUAUAUGUGCCGAUAACUCUUCUGAGUGUUAUUUUAAAACCAAAGACGACUUUCAUUAUAAAGGAGAUGUGAACAUUGGUGUAUUAUUCUCAAUUCAUUAUUACUACACAGCCAGUAAAGUUCCACACACAUUUGUGCCAUACUAUUUCAAUGACAUUUACUUGCAGUAUAAUUUUAAAAACUAUGAGUUUAUUCUGGCCCUGCUAUUUGCCAUUGAGGAGAUCAACACACAUCCCCAUCUUUUACCAAAUAUAUCUCUGGGGUUUGAUUUUCAUAAUACAAGGAAGACUGGUUAAAAAAAUGAAGAGUUCAGUAAUUCACUUCAAAUUCUAUCACAGAAGUUUACCUUUAAAAUCAGGAUAAAGCAAUCUGAGUAUUGCUAUCUGUCUUUAGAAUGGAUAUUGUGUUUGAUACCAUUGUUUGACUAUUGUUCCUAAUUGCUUUCUCUUCAGCUUGCCAUUGGUCCUUUUGAUUCUAUCUUGAGUGACCAAAGUCAGUUUAAUUCUCUUUAUCAGAUUGCUCCCAAAGGCAAUCUGUCACUUGCCAUGGUCUCAUUGAUGGUUCAUUUUGGCUGGAAUUGGGUAGGUCUGCUUCUUCCAGAUGACCACAGAGGAACUGAGUUUCUGUCAGAUUUAAGAAAAAAUAUGGAGAAAAAUAGUGUCUGUAUAGCUUUUGUGGAAAUGAUCUCAAGCACAUGGACUUCAUUUUCCCACAAAUUCUGGGCACAUAUGGGGAAAAUACAGGAAUCAUUGGUGAAUAUCAUCAUUAUUUUUGGUGACAGUGAUUCACUACAAGGUUUGAUGCUAAAUCUGGGGAACCAGUUUUUGACAUGGAAAGUCUGGAUCAUGAACUCUCAAUGGGAUGUUACCAACCACGGUGAUUAUUUCUUGCUAGAUUCAUUCCAUGGAAGUCUCAUUUUCUCACUUCAACAUGAACAGUUGGUUGAAUUUCCAAAUUUUAUCAAAACAGUAAAUCCUUUCAACUACCCAGAAGACAUUUACCUUCCAAAGGUAUGGUUUUUGUUCUUCAAAUGCACAUUCUCAGAGAUUGAUUGUCAACUUUUGAAAACAUGCCAACAAAAUGCUUCCUUGGAAUCCCUGCCUAGACACAUUUUUGACAUGGCAAUGAGUGAAGAGAGUUAUAAUAUAUACAAGGCUGUAUAUACUGUUGCCCACAGUCUCCAUGAGAUGAGCCUUCAGCAAGUACAAACGCAACCAUUUGGAAAUGAGAAAGAAAUGGCGUUCUUUCCCUGGCAGCUUCACCAUUUCUUGAGGAAUAAUCAUGUCAGAGACAAAAUGGCUUUAGAUUGGAAACAGGAGUUAGGUGAUAACUAUGAUAUUCUCAACUUUUGGAAUUUUCCAAAGGGUCUUGGACUGAAAGUGAAAGUGGGAACCUUUGUACCCAAUGCUCCCCAGGGUCAACAUUUGUCAUUAUCUGAACAGUUGAUACAAUGGCCAAAAAUAUAUUCAGAGAUUCCUCAGUCUGUGUGCAGUGAGAGAUGUGGGCCUGGAUUCAGGAAAGUUGCCCUGGAAGGCAAGGCUGUUUGCUGCUGUGUUGUCACUCCUUGUCCAGACAAUGAGAUUUCUAAUGAGACAGACAUGGAUCAAUGCAUUAAGUGUCCAGAAAGUCAUUAUGCAAACACUGAGAAGAUGCAGUGCCUCCAGAAAGUUGUGAGUUUUCUUGACUAUAAGGACCCCUUGGGGAUGUCUCUCACAACCAUAGCUCUUUGCUUGUCUAUACUCACAGCUGUGGUUCUUGGACUCUUUGUGAAGUACAGAGACACUCCAAUUGUCAAGGCUAAUAAUAGGACACUCAGUUACACCUUGCUCAUCACACUCACCAUCUGUUUUCUCUGUACCUUUCUCUUCAUUGGUUGUCUCAACACUACCACCUGUAUCUUGCAGCAGAUCGCAUAUGGAGGUGCAUUCACUGUGGCUCUUGCAACUGUGUUGGCCAAAGCAAUCACGGUAGUUAUUGCCUUCAAGGUGACUUUUCCAAGCAGAGUGGUGAGGUGGUUAAUAAUAACAAAAGCCCCAAACUUUAUCAUCCCCAUAUGUACUGUGAUGUACCUUGUCCUCUGUGCAAUCUGGCUAGGAUCCUCUCCUCCCUUCCUUGACCAAGACGCUCAUGCUGAACAUGGACAUGUCAUCAUUGUGUGCAACAAGGGCUCAGAUUUUGCCUUCCAUGGUGUCCUGGGAUACCUCUGCUCCUUGGCACUUGGGAGUUAUACUAUGGCUUUCUUGUCCCGGAAUCUGCCUGACACAUUCAACGAAGCCAAGUUCCUGUCAUUCAGCAUGCUGGUGUUCUUUUGUGUCUGGGUCACAUUCCUCCCUGUAUACCACAGCACCAAGGGGAAGGUCAUGGUGGCUAUGGAAGUCUUCUCUAUCUUGGCUUCUACUGCAGCCCUCCUUGGUUUCAUUUUUGUGCCAAAGUGCUACAUAAUCUUGAUAAGGCCAGAUAAGAACUCUUUACAUCAUAUCAGGAACAAGUCACAUUCUAGCAGAAAUAAAACUCCUAGUUCAAAAAUAAAAUAG